Messenger RNA from Didymodactylos carnosus, 1107 nucleotides. The record is from the annotation of a GenBank genome assembly. Lineage: Eukaryota; Metazoa; Rotifera; Eurotatoria; Philodinida; Philodinidae.
AUGGACAAUCGGAAACUUUUCACUGUGUGGGAGAAAACCGAUAUGUUUGCUGGCUACCAUAUUGUUCAUUACUUUAACGAUACUGUAAAACCAUUUGGUAUAUUGGUCAAGAACAUUGAUGAAAUACUGUUUAAUGACAUUUCGUACGUUGAAAAUCUGAAUAAUAUACCGCCUGAAAAAACCAAAACUUUUUUGAACGAAGUUGAUAAAUUUAUACGAGAUAAACAUAAACAGCAAGAGUUAGUUACUGUUAUCUGGUACAACUAUCCGUACAGUCAGAAAGAAAUGAGAAUUAGUUUAUUUGGACAGAAGAAUCAUGUGAGACCAACAAAAAAACAAUUACAGCAAUUAAUCAACAAACAUCAGAUGAAAAAAUUUAAAAUUCAAAUGAAUGAAGUACAGCAUAAUCAUUUAAUGGACGAAUGCUCACAAAAACUGAAGGAAAUUGAAAUUCAAUACAAGCAUGACAAUGUGAAACUCGGAAUCAGACAAAAUGAAUUUCAAGCACCAGUGUAUCUUAUCGAUAAAAUUAAAGAAUCAAUUAAUAAAAUGAUUUUUGAAACAUUCACUGUUACAUUUGAAACAAUAUCCCACGUACCUUCUUCAGAAGAAAUUUCCGACUUAAAGCAGCUAGCACAACAGCACAAUUGUCACGUCGAUAAAAUUGACACGAAAACUGAAAUAAAAGUUCUGUCAAUACCAAAGGGUCUUGCAGCAGCAUCACAUUUGGUAUCCAAACUAACAAUUGAACAAUCAAACGCAUUUUGUUCAUCAACUUUGGUCUUCCGAAAAGCAUCAGUAUCAACUGCUUCAAUUAAAAUUCACUUAGUUAGGAGUUCUCUGACAGAAAUAAAGGUGAGAGCUUUAACCUCAUAAAAGUUUCGUUUUAACUGAAGCUUAUUUCAGCCUAAUAUAAUUAUUGUUUCUUCGGAUGCUGAUGCACGUAAAAAAGGCAUUGAUCCUGCUGAUGGUACAAGGGGGAAAAAGCAUACUUCUGUACUUCUCCGUACUUCUUCGUACUUCUUCGUACUUUUUUGUACUUCUCCGUACUUCUGAAGUACGAAGUACGAAAUACGGGUUUUCGUAUUUCGUACUUCGUACUUCAGA